CACAAGGUCCCUACACAGAAUCAAACACGCUCCGCUGGACCCCAGUACGCGUCUCCUUGUCCCCGCCCCCGCCGACAAGGCACAGCAUCCAUCCUCAUGCUCACACACACACACACACACACACACAUAUACACACACGCUGCGUGAUCCUCAUCACAAACCCACAGCUUCUCUGAGCCCAUGGAGUAGUAGUAGUGUGUUAGUAGUAGCGGGAGCGCUCACGUCUUCCCUUUCUAUCCGCAUUUCUCUUCAAUGGAUUCGCCUUUUCUCUGGAUUAUUGCCUCAUCACACCGCGAGUGAGCUGACGUGAAUCCUUGAGAGGACAAGUCUCCCGACAGGAGACAAGAUGGCGUCCAACAACACCCUGCGCAGCUACUCCAUCAUCCCAUGUUUCAUCUUUGUAGAGCUCGUCAUCAUGUCCGGCACAGUGUUGUUGGCCUACUACAUGGAGUGCACGGACCUGUUCGGCGUGCACGUGCAGGGCUUCUUCUGCAACGACGCGGAGCUGAUGAAGCCGUACCCCGGCACAGAGGAGUCCAGCUUCAUCCCCCCACUCAUCCUUUACUGUGUGGUGGCCGCCGCUCCCACCGCUGUAAUUUUCAUCGGCGAGGUCUCCAUGUAUGUGAUGAAAUCGACGAGGGAAGCUCUGCUGGCCCAGGAGAAAACCAUAGUGACGGGAGACUGUUGUUACCUCAACCCCCUCAUCCGCCGGAUCAUACGCUUCAUCGGUGUGUUUGCAUUCGGACUGUUCGCCACAGACAUCUUCGUCAACGCAGGACAGGUGGUGACGGGAGGUCUCUCUCCUUACUUCCUGUCUGUCUGCAAACCCAACUACACGGGCACAGAGUGUCGCUUUAACCACCAGUUUAUCAUCAACGGCAACAUCUGCACCGGAAACCCCAUCGUCGUGGAGAACGCCCGCCGGUCGUUCCCUUCCAAGGACGCGUCGCUGAGUGUUUACUCCGCUGUUUACCUGACGAUGUACAUCACCAGCACCAUCAAGACCAAGUCCAGCCGCCUGGCCAAGCCUGUCCUCUGUCUGGGCACGCUCUGUUCAGCCUUCCUCACCGGCCUCAACCGGGUCUCGGAGUACCGGAACCACUGUUCGGACGUGGUGGCCGGAUUCAUACUGGGAUCGGCCAUCGCUCUGUUUCUGGGUAUAUGUGUGGUGAACAACUUUAAAGGUGUCCACAGUGCAGCAGCCAAACAGAAGACUGAAGAGUACCGCGGCCUCCCUCUAAUGACUUUCCCCCGUGUGGAGAGUCCUCUGGAGACCCUCAGCGCACAGCAUUGACACAUGUUCAGAUUAAUAUACAGGCAUGAUAUUUUGCACGCCCACCCUGUCCUCCCUCCCACACACGGACACACAUGCUGUGACCUCACACAGUGAUUUCCUCUACCUUUUCCUCUCCACUCCCUUUCCCUCUCCUUCCAUUUUCUGUGUUUCCCUCUCCACCUCUCCUCCCACGUCCAUUCUCAGAACCAUUCGGCAUCGAUGACGGAGGUCACAUGACUAAGGGGGCAGCACCGGGUCACGUUUGCGUCUCCACAGCACUUCCAGACACAAUGACGAGGACGCAUGCCACGUGGCGCCGAUUGCUUGACGAGAAAAAAUAAAAAACACUCCUGAUAUAUCUGUUUCAUUCACCUGGGGGAUAGAAGACACCAUGUUUGUAAUGGUUCUCAUCUAGUUGGGCUUUGCUCAGUUCAACCCGCCGAGGCACCCUGAUCGCAUCAAAAAUAUCACAAGACAAACUCGAGCACAGUUUUUCUUUUUCCAGAUAUUUAAAACCAUUUGAAACAUGGGAUGUGUUUUCCCUCCAUGGUGGUUUGUAGUUAGAGGACAGUGUUUUGUACAUUUUUGUAUGAGCGAGUGCUGUAGCCUAUCCUGACGGUGUUAAACCUGCACACUUCCUGUCAGCUGACUCACUCUGUUUUACAUCACAUCCUGCCAGGUCGUCGAUCACCACAUUCGUCCCUCUGAGUCUGAAAAAUCUGCUAUGAAAAAAAAAUCUUGAUGUUGUCGUUCCGUGAUGUUUGUCCUUUGUACAGGAAAAAAAAAGACAGAAUCCUUCUUUUUAUUAUCUCUCUGUACAUUACUUGACCAUGUCAGGUCAUAUUUUGUAAAGAUUUUUGUUAAUCUGUUUGACUAUUCUGAUCCGUUUGGACCUGUUUGCCUGCUGUAAACCUGGAUAUGUUAUGGUAUCAGUUUAAGUGUUUUGGGGAAUGAUUCCCUCUCUCUCCUUUGGAGGAAAUGACAAGGAAGAGUCAGUGACGUCCUCUGAGUCUUAUGGAAAUAUGAUCUGUAAAAAUGAUCUCGAUGGGUGUGUUUCACCCCAAUUUCCUGAUUCACUGUGAUGUUAAUAGAAACUGCUGAACAGAGAUGUGUGGUGGGGCUAGUCUGUGCCAGAUCUACCUGAAAUUCCACUGGUGUGGCUUUACAAUUGAAUUUGAAUCCCAAUGGAAGAUGUUCUAAUAAAAUAUGUGGGGAAAAUAAAAAAACAGACAGAAACUGAUUUACUAAGGCCCGGCUAGCCCUCCUAAUGGAAACCAGGCUAAUGACUCCUGCUUCACUUUUCCUCCUUGAGGCUCCCCUCCCCCUCCCUGAGCCACCAGUGGAUUGUGAUGCAAUGUUGUGACUCCAUUUCCUAUUGGAAGAUAACGCCCAGCAUGAAGAGAGAAGUCAAGAUGUUUUAUAAAUAUUAAUGAUUUGAAUUAUGCUCAUCGUCAUCAUCAUCGUCAUUGUGAUUAUAAUCAUCUUUUACUUUGAAAAUAAAAAGCGUUUCAUUUGAAAUGCUGCAUAUAUUUUUUUUUCUUGCUUUUGUCCACGAAUUAAAUAGUCAG
Molecule: messenger RNA, 2844 nt
Organism: Paralichthys olivaceus (Japanese flounder)
Lineage: Eukaryota; Metazoa; Chordata; Actinopteri; Pleuronectiformes; Paralichthyidae
Gene: plppr1
Product: phospholipid phosphatase related 1
Biological process (GO): signal transduction; phospholipid dephosphorylation; phospholipid metabolic process
Cellular component (GO): plasma membrane
Molecular function (GO): phosphatidate phosphatase activity
Source: RefSeq, a predicted model, not a curated record